Sebastes umbrosus (honeycomb rockfish) is the source of this 3094-nucleotide messenger RNA. RefSeq names its product transcription factor EC (gene tfec). The record is from RefSeq and is a predicted model, not a curated record. Gene Ontology annotation, molecular function: DNA-binding transcription factor activity, RNA polymerase II-specific; protein dimerization activity; RNA polymerase II cis-regulatory region sequence-specific DNA binding. Gene Ontology annotation, biological process: regulation of transcription by RNA polymerase II. The transcript has 8 exons. NCBI's taxonomy places the organism in Eukaryota, Metazoa, Chordata, Actinopteri, Perciformes, Sebastidae. Bases 971 to 2263 code for a protein of 430 amino acids. Gene Ontology annotation, cellular component: nucleus.
UAUUGUGAUAUGAUUUACUCCAUAUCGCCCAGCCCUACUAAAUCUGAUAAAGUAAGACAAAUGCAUUGCUGCUUAUCCGACUUUCUUCUACUUUUAAUUGAUAAGCUGAGGUCAGUCAUGGAAAAAAAAUAUUCAUGUAGUUAUGAAUAAAGUUCAGGCAAGCCCAUAAAGCUAUUUUGAUCAGUGAAUGGAACACUUUUUAGAGGAAGUUAAAAAAAAAAAAAAAUCUGGGUAAAAGACACAGACAAGAUGAGCAUCAACAACUGACAAGACUAACGUAAUAAUACCACUACAUGUAUUAUUAUUAUUAAGUACACCCAAAAAUACUCUACAGGACAUAAACUAAUAAAGCAAGUAACAAACAGUGAGCUUCUUUGUAAGCUCCAGAAUAGUGAGUAAACUAGGUGAAAAUAGCCCUCAACUACAGUAAUUAAGACCUCAAAAUAGCUUUACAGCAGUUAUUGUUUGGGAAACUGAUGAUACUAAACUGUCUACAUUGAAAGCAGUGAAUGAAUGAAAAGACUUGGUUAAAAAUGGCAUUAGAGUUAUUUAAAACCCCCAUUGGGGAACAAGGGUCAAUUGUGCUGCCACAACCCCUGGAGCAGGCAGCAGAGGACGUUGGGAGCCGGCCGCCGAUUGGUCAAUCGGACAGAAAAGGGCGGUCCGCAUGAAUUAGUGACAGACUCUAAAGGCAGAUAUCCAGCAGUGAUCAAACCCUGGGUGAUCUGACAGUCCAGUGUUUGAAGUGAUUAUCAUGCUACGCAACAUAAAGGCUUACCCCCAGCUUUGGGCCUAAUUAGUUCACUUAGGGCCCUUUAUAAGACUUUGGUAGGGGACUGGGAAGUACAGACACUCACUGAGAAGUCAGCAGGAUAGCAGCAGCAGCAGCAAGCAGAUCUGGAUCUUUAAAGUUCACUUGCUGCUACAACCAAAACAAACCGAUCUGAAGAUUAACUGCUUUUUUCUGAGAAUGCCACAUUUAACUGACUGCAGUUACUACACGAUGCGGGACGCAACCAGAGCUUCAAAUGUACAGAGCCACCUGGAGAACUCCAAGUUCCACCUCCACCAGACCCAGAAUCAGCAGGUCAAGCAGUACCUGACUCUGGGCUCCAAGCUGGCCUCUUCGGCCGGGCAAGGCCACGCCGUUCCGCACCCGCACGCCCCCGGCCAGCAGCUGGCCACCGCGCCGAUCAUGAGGAACGGACACAUGGCCUCCGUCAGCGACGGCAGCAACCCCAACAGCCCCGUUACCCUGCUCACUAUGGCCAAUCACGACAGCGAGUUCCCGAUGGACGAAGUUAUUGACGACCUCAUUAGUCUCGAAUCCGGUUUUAAUGAUGGAGGCUUGGAUUGCAUGGAGUCUAACAUGAUGAUGCAAAACAAUGUGUCCCUCAGUGGCAGCAUGCUGGACCUCUACGGGGGUGAACCAGGUAUGAACGCCCCUAAUGGUGGAAUGAGUCCCACAUCUAACCCCACAAAGCUCACUGUAAAAAGGGAAUACGCAGAACACGACACAAGAGUGAUGGCCAAAGAGAGGCAGAAAAAAGACAACCAUAAUCUGAUUGAAAGACGGCGAAGAUACAACAUCAACUACAGGAUUAAGGAGCUGGGGACGCUCAUACCAAAGUCGAACGACCCCGACAUGCGCUGGAACAAAGGCACCAUCCUGAAGGCCUCGGUGGAGUACAUAAGGUGGCUGCAGAAGGAGCAGCAGCACGCACGGGAGCUGGAGAGCCGCCAGAAGAAGCUGGAGCAAGCCAACAGGAGGCUUCUGCUGAGGAUCCAGGAGCUUGAGAUCCAGGCAAGAGCACAUGGCCUCCCAAACAUGGCGUCAGCCUUGGGGACAGUUGAACUGUCCUCCCAUCUCAUCAAACAACAACAACAGCAGCAGCAGCAGCAGCAGCAGUCGUCCCCCCAGGCCCAGCAACCCCAGCAGCCGCCCCUCUACCAGGAGGACCCCAACAGCGACUACCUCCAGAGGAUAGCCGGCGUGCCGUCGUCCGUCCCCGGCGCCGCCGGCCCGCAGGACCACAUCCCCGUCGCCGACGGCUGCACCACGUUCUCCGACCCGCUGUCCCACUUCACGGACUUCUUCACCGCCUCCCUCAAGGAGGAGCACCGGCUGGACGAGAUCCUGAUGGACGACCCGCUCUCGCCGUUCGCCACCGACCCGCUCCUCUCGGCCGGCUCGCCCGGGGCCGCGUCCAAGGACAGCAGCCGCAGGAGCAGCUUCAGCUCGGGAGAGGGCGACGACCUAUAAAAGGGGCGUCCUCUUCAGUGACAGACUCUUGUUAUCUUCUCAUGACAACACAGUUGUGAUCCCCGGUGGGAAAGGGCAUACACAGAGCCUCUAAAAGACAGGCUCCCAACAUACAAUAAUGACCACUCACAGGGUUGCAAGUAAUUUAAAUGACAGCUAACACACCUGACAGUGCCCCUCAAAGUGCCACAUGUAUAUAAAGUAUAUAGAUCUUGUUCAUCAGGUGGGUGUUGGAGCUCGAUCGUUACCCAAAGCUUGCAUUCUCCAAAUCUCAGCAGGACCAGAAACAGCUCACAGACCUCCUGCUCCUCCACCUACUCUUUUUUUACUUUACUAUAGACAAUGAAUAUGUUUCUCUGCCUCCCGGACAGAGCAGAAACAGACUCACAAGAAAAAGGGAGACAUUUAUCAGCCUUUAAGUACAUAAUAUAAAUGACCAUGUCUACUGUUUCUCUUGGUAACCACUGUGGUAGCUGUACACUGUAACAUAAUGCAAAAUAAUGACUGAAAAUCUAACUUUUUAAAAAAAAAAAAAGAAAUGAAAAUACUACUACUUCACAGGAGGACUGUAAACAGCGAUGUGCCUUAUUCAAACUCCCGGUUGUGUCUUCAAAAAGAUAUGCGACUGAUGUACUCACCGCAAUGUCUAACAUGUCUUUGGUCUUGUCCGCGUCUUUUUAAGUGUUUUUGUUAAAUAAGUGCUUAUAUAUUUAUGUAUGUUUUUAAUCCAUGUAUUCCCGAAGAAGAUAUAUAUUAUUAUCUAACACUUUUUCUAUUCUUAGUAGGGGUGGGAAAAAUAUAAUAAACCCCUUUCUUUUUUGGUAUCCCUGA